AUGGCUGAGGUGCUGGGUUCUGGCGAAGCAAUCGUAGCUCUUCAUCCGAAUUAUCCUUCCAGCGAACACAAUUGGAAGCUGAACAUCAGUGUUAUCGAGCUACCGAAAAUAACGCUUGACCAGUAUAACAGCCAGAUGCCUAGCUACGACGGACCCAUCGGUGCCGGGAAAAACCUUCUGGCUGUUGUUGGGACAACAAUGGCCCAUUAUCUGCACUCCGGGGCGCUCACUCCGUACCACAAUAUUUGUAUGGGUGACUUUGGCUCCGGGCUGUAUGCGAAUUACAAUAACAAGCUGGUGGUCGCUGGCAUUACUAGUUUUAUAGCAAAUUUCGGCGAUAACAAGUACGGCAACGCCAAGGGUCUCAGUUUUGCUGUAACAUUGUGUAUCAUAUGGUCUUUAUUAUGA
Kickxella alabastrina is the source of this 408-nucleotide messenger RNA. RefSeq lists its product as uncharacterized. The record is from RefSeq and is a predicted model, not a curated record. The transcript is spliced from 3 exons. Bases 1 to 408 code for a protein of 135 amino acids. Lineage: Eukaryota; Fungi; Kickxellomycota; Kickxellomycetes; Kickxellales; Kickxellaceae.